GAAGUCGCUAGCGACCGCGCUAGCCAGAUUUGUUCUUCGCAUUUUGAAAUUACUAUCGUUUCUGGACAACAAUGUCCGGCGGAGCAAACUUCGGGUUUCCAGGUUCAAGCCAAGCCAGCUUGGGGACAUUUGCGCACCGGAAAAAAGAUAGCAGCCCGUCUGCUAGGUUCUGGGAGAGUCUCGACACUUUAGCACAGCUGGAGCUUGUGCGACAGUGGCUCGGGAAGCAUUACAAAAAGUAUGUGUUGGUGGAUGCCCCAUCUUGCCAGGCUCUUGCUUCACUCGCCUUGCAGCUUCUUCAGUUUCAAGAAGAUGCCUUUGGGAGACAAGCUACUAAUCCUGCACUUACAAAAUUACCGGCGCACUGCUUUAUGGACUUGAGGCCAGGUGGUGGACUCUGUCACAUUCUUGGGACUACUUACAAGUUUAAGGUUGAGCAGGGCUGGCGAAGGUUUGACUUGCAGAAUCCAUCAAGAGCUGAGAGGAAUGUGGAGAUGUUUGGUGAAAUUGAUAAAGCUCUACUCCAGAACAAUUGCAUGUCAAUGCCUGUGGUAUACCUUGACCCUACUGUUGAUCCAGAGCUGUUCAGCAGAUUAAGUGGUAUCAUCAUCAAACACAAGGGUGCCGUCACUGAGGACAGAACAGUUGCCAGUCAUCAUGUCUAUGUCUCACAUGCUUCUCCAGCAGAAGAUGAGUGGAUGCGCCCUGUUAUGCGAAAAGACAAGCAUGUCCUGGUCCAUUGGGGUAUGCACCCUGACAGUUAUGACAGUUGGCUGUCCUCGAGUGAUGUUGAUGGAGAGGUUGAAGAGUUGCCACACACAGAAAGACCAUGGAGGGUUCAUGCUGGUUGGAUUGUAGACACAGACGUCUUCAAUGAGUGGAUGAACGAGGAAGACUAUUGUGUGAAUGAGAGAAACAUGUCGAUUAUCCUCCGCCGACGAAUUCAGCUCCGUGAAGAACAGGACUUAAGAUCUAUACCUGCCAAAAAACGAAGACUCGCACCCUCUCCCUCCACUGAAGGCAGGAAGAAAGGAAAGAAGGGGAGAAGGCAUGGGCAUCAGGAUGAAGAACCAGAAGAGGACCUAACCAAGGACAUGGAGGAUCCUACGCCUGUGCCUAACAUGGAGGAAGUCGUACUGCCCAAGAAUGUGAACCUAAAGAAAGACAGUGAAAAUACUCCAGUAAAAGGAGGGAUCAUGGCUGACCUCGAUGAUCAGGAAGAUGACUUUCCAGGAAGGGAAGAUGACGAGGGUCGAGGAGAGAGCUCACGCCUGUCAGAGGGAGAGGACAGCAUCACAGAGCAAACUCACCACAUUAUAAUACCAAGUUACACAUCGUGGUUCAAUUACAACAGCAUUCACUCAAUAGAGAAACGUGCUUUGCCUGAAUUCUUCACUGGGAAGAACAAAUCAAAAUCUCCAGAGAUCUACCUGGCAUAUCGUAACUUCAUGAUCGACACGUACCGGCUCAACCCGCAGGAAUAUCUCAGCUCAACGUCCUGCAGGCGCAACCUCACAGGCGACGUCUGCGCUCUCAUAAGGGUUCAUUCAUUUUUGGAGCAAUGGGGUUUAAUCAACUACCAAGUGGAUGCAGAGAGUAGACCCCUUCCUAUGGGGCCUCCCCCCACGCCUCAUUUCAAUGUGCUGGCUGACACUCCAUCUGGGCUGGCUCCCUUACAGCACAAACCCCUACAGGUGUCCGCCUCUCAGCACAUGUUGUAUUUCCCAGAGAAAAGCAGAGAGAAACCUUCAGACUGCCAAAACUUUGGUCUGCGCACUGACGUUUACGCCAGGAAACACCCAAAGACAAAAGGAGCAAAUGCAGGACGAGAAUGGACAGAGCAGGAGACACUUUUACUAUUAGAGGCAUUAGAGGUCUACAGAGAUGACUGGAAUAAAGUAUCGGAGCACGUUGGCUCCAGAACACAAGACGAAUGUAUCCUUCACUUCUUGCGUCUGCCGAUAGAAGACCCUUACCUGGAGGACUCGUCAGCCUCUCUGGGGCCGCUGGCGUAUCAGCCUGUGCCUUUCAGCCAUUCAGAAAACCCCGUGAUGAGCACUGUGGCCUUCCUGGCAUCUGUGGUGGAUCCACGAGUGGCAUCAGCUGCAGCUAAGGCCGCACUGGAGGAUUUCUCCAAAGUGCAGGAGGAAUCAUUGGAUAAACUGUCUGAAGCAUCCAACCAGUUAGAAAAAACAGAUGUGAUGGAAGCAGAAAAUCUGGACUCCCAUCAGGUCCCUGUGAGGGUUGAUGGGGUCAAGAUGGAACCAGGCAUUUCAAAAAUGGAGGAAGAUCUGGUUAAAAGAGAACAUGUAGAAAAUAUGCUGGAAGAGGAAAGAGAUGGCGGAGCAGAUGAAGAUGAGAGUAGACAAGAUGGAGAAGGGGAUGAUGGGAGUAGAGUGAUGGAGAUGGAUCUGGUGGAGGCCAGCGUUUCCACAGCAGCAGCAUCCGCUCUGGCCUCUGCUGCCUCAAAGGCAAAGCAUUUAGCAGCAGUAGAAGAGAGGAAGAUUAAAUCCCUGGUGGCCCUGCUAGUGGAGACCCAGAUGAAGAAAUUAGAGAUCAAACUGAGACACUUUGAAGAACUGGAGACCAUCAUGGACCGAGAGAAAGAAGCCUUGGAGCAGCAGCGGCAACAACUGCUUGAAGAGAGGCAAACUUUUCACACCGAGCAGCUGAAGCAGGCAGAGAUGAAGGUCCGCCAGCAGAGGGAGCAGCAGGGGCAGUCGGGUUACACAAUGCAGCAUUCAGGUCAGACCGUGCCCAACAGGAUGAUGCCUGUUGGGGGUAACGCCCAAACAAUAGCCCCCCGACAUCCCGGAGCUCCCAAUGGAAUGUACCCGUCCUCACAGCCCGAUGGGAUGCCAUCUGCUCAGACCGCUCCUCCACCAUCCAGUCACAGCUGAACUCGCAUGGAGAACAAGACGCACACAGAAAAGAAAAAGGUCUGCCUAAAGGACAGUUGUUUCACUCAAGAGUUCAGGAACAACUGCUUAAAGCUGGAUUAACUCUCCAGUCAUCACUUGAACAUGAACACAGUUGAUGUGUUUGGUUAAGAGCUG
This is a messenger RNA of Nematolebias whitei (Rio pearlfish), 3056 nucleotides long. RefSeq names its product SWI/SNF related, matrix associated, actin dependent regulator of chromatin, subfamily c, member 1b (gene smarcc1b). Gene Ontology annotation, cellular component: nBAF complex; npBAF complex; SWI/SNF complex. Bases 72 to 2900 code for a protein of 942 amino acids. The record is from RefSeq and is a predicted model, not a curated record. Gene Ontology annotation, molecular function: nucleosomal DNA binding; histone binding. Gene Ontology annotation, biological process: positive regulation of DNA-templated transcription. Lineage: Eukaryota; Metazoa; Chordata; Actinopteri; Cyprinodontiformes; Rivulidae. The transcript has 28 exons.